AUGUUCGCUCGAGCCAAACAAAUGUUACAGGAUUUGAGACAAGAGUUACUUGUCCUCAGUCCGGGACCUAUACGUUUAACUGACACACCAUUAUGCCUCUAUGUACCAGUUUUAUGGCCAUGUGGAUCACAAGAAUCCUUACAAGUGCGUGUAGAUCCUGUCCAGGGUUUUAUAUGCGCUUCUUUUCCACUUCUCACCUCACUUGACACGGAAUUCGGUGCUAUGAGUUCCCCAGUCAAUGUUCCAUCUAAUUUUACGGGUAUUUCUGAAAAUUUUUCCCGUUCCAGUGCUAUCAAUGCACUCAGCUCAUUGGAGUCGGCUUUCAAUCAAGCCUCAUCGAAUCGUGUUCGUGUUGUCACCGCCUCAGGAGGUCUAGUUCAACCUUCUUCACAUGAAAGUGAUCGUAUUUCGUCGAUCCAAUCAAGAAGUCUACGUAAUCUAGCCCAUGGUGAUGUUCGUUGGCGUUCCAUGAUAUCUGAGUCUCUGGAACAUCUUCGACUGUGUUUAGGCUUGACGAGGUUAAUGCAAACAGCCAAGAUCCAUCGACCAUUUUGGCAUCCAUUUAAACGACAUCUCCCAUUGAUUUUGUCUCCAGAUCAAGUGGUCCAGGGAAAAACUCCCUGGUUUGAAAUGUUGAUCCGUAUGCAACAAUCAUGUCGUUGGCCAAUCCUCUUCGCUCAAUUGUUUCCAAACAAUGAAUAUUAUAUCGCCUGUGAAGUGAUACUGGCUCCACUGAAUGUUGAGUACAAGUAUUAUUUGAUUGUUUGCCGUGCACUACCUGAGCACUAUAUGAGUAUUACAACAAAUUCGCAAGGGGUGCUUGUCUAUAACCACAAUGACGUAAGUUCCACAACUGUUGGGCAACAUCCGAGUGAAACAGGAUUAUUUCUUCGAGUGACUCACUUUACACCACUUUCACCUGAUAUUGUCUGGUCAAAUAAUCCAUCGAUAACAUUGCAACGAUUAUGUGCUUGUAUUCAGAAGGCUCAAUCAAAUAUCGCCGGUGGACGUUCAUCGCGUUUAACUGACCUGUUGAAUCGAAUUAAAUUAUCACAUGCAAUAGACGACACUGAGACAAUUUCUGGUAGUAGUAGUAGUAGUAGUGGGAGUGUUAUUGACCACCAGUCAACAACAACCAGAUUGGAUGAACCUCAAGCUAUUGUUCCAACAUUAGCUCAUUUAUUCUCAAGAAUAGGCGAAAAUUUAAUCACUAGUUAUCUGACAAUGGAGCUUUCGUGUGCAGGAAUUGAACAUACUGGGAUACAUUAUGACGGGUCAGGCUGUUUACCUACAAUCGGAAUAACCAGCAUACCCUUCAAUCCGCCUAGUUGGUACCCGACAGGCAUCGUCCCACUGAUGAAUUAUGUUCAUGAAAUAAUCCUGCGUCCAUAUUUCGAUCCAUUUACACAUCGUCGUAGUUGGCAGUUGGACAUAUUGUUCACUGGGAUUCAACCACACUUACACUUAGACUCCUCAAUAAAUGGAGCUAAUCGGCGCAAAUCUUCAAAAUAUUAUAUACGUCAUCAAACAGCUGAAUGGACUAUUUCUAGGCUGCACCACUUUAUUAUCGUUGUGCAUAAUAUACUCAUAGAAUGGGAAAGUUUAUGUUUAAUGCACGCUUUAUGUUACCAAGUGGUUAAUAAUCCUGAGAUUCAUCUCCCUGAUGGUGUAGAAGUUUAUUCAUACAAUCUAAAAUCAUUGGCAUUGGUUUAUGGUAAAACAUAUCUAGCUGAGAUAUCAAUGCCUACGGGGAACAGAUUUAACCUGUCUUUGGGUUUCCGACCACUGUAUUCCGCCUCCUCGCCCGCCUCCUCCUCUGAUAAUGAUAAUGGUGACGGUGAUAAUCGUAAUGACAAUAAUGAUGGUGAUGCUGGUGCUGAUGACCUCGGCGGUCGUCGUGGUGGUCGUGGCAGUGGUGCUUUCGACGACGAGGAUGACGGUGACAGUGAUGAUGACCAUAUAACAACUAAUGUUGACUUCAAUCAUCAUAUGAUUGUCAGACAACAUUUAGAAGAAUUGUUGAAUACGAGUAAAUCGAUACACGUGUUAGCUACUACAUUGUUGAAUACAUUGAAAUUCUUCCAAUCUAUGGAGUAUCUUCGGGAUCUUGUUUUAUCGUAUAAUGGUUUAAAGGUUCUCCCUUUCUCCAGCAACUGUAUCAAAUCUGUACGUGGUAUAGUGCUUAUUGCCUUAUCAUCGAAUGAUCUCAUUCUUAUCUACCGUGCAUCGUUAAGUCUACGCAUUGUUUUAAAGAAACCACAACAGCCAGCUACACUCCCCACCGUGAAAUCAUCCUAUCCUCAUAACGAUUCAUGGAUGAUGGGCUCGAAGUGUAUUCAGUUGUCUGAUGGAUAUAGUCAGUUAACUGGGAAGAUCAACCUGUAUCCACCUGUUCCUACGGAGUUAUGGGGUGAUAGUCAAACUAGUGGCAACGAUUUGUGCAAUUUAGUGCCUUUACCAGCCUUCGCGAAAUUUUUGAAAUCCUUGGAAGAAUUGUUUGAAAUGAAUGCAGAGGAAAUAUCGACAGGGUUGACUGUCAGUCAGUUUAUUCAACUGAUCAGACCAACUUAUGCGAAUCUGAAAUCAGGAGUAACUACCACUACUGCUACUACUUCUCCAAAUCGACUUAAUUCUAAGCUAACACUGCUUGAAUCCUACUUGUCAACGAGUCUUCUAUUUCAUGCGGCUGUUCUGGCCACUCAAAGUCUCGAUGUUCCUGUACUACUACCUGUGUGUGCGAAUGACCAGAAGAAGGCGACAGUCGACGAUCAUCAUCGAAUCAAUCAACAUCAUCGUGAGGUGAAUACAAAUCAAGUCUAUGCGACUGGUGCAUUUAUGUCUGUUUGGUCCACUUGUCAAUUGACUGUCCACGUGUCAAUGUUGUCAACCUGUUGUCGUCGUCGAGCUUGUCAAUCAACUGGUGGCAUUGAAUGUUCUACGUCUUCUUCUUCUCCUUCGUGGUGGCGAUUGAAAAUUCAGCUUAGUCAAAAUCAAAGCGGUUGUGAUCCUCGAUGGCCUGCAGAUUCACUUAGCGUUUUUGAAGAAUUUUUCGAUAACAGAGUUUGCUCUUUUCCUUUUCAACCGAGUGCAGUCACUGCCUUCUUCCAACUGCUGUUACUGCCACCACACGCUUUACGUGCAAUGGCUCGUGUUCUCGCGUUUGAUCUGCACUCGCCAGCUCAAGCGCCUGUUUAUGUACGUAUUGGUCUUAUCGGGAUGGGGAUAAACUCGCGUGUCACUGCUGUAGCGAGUAAUAAUAACAAUAACAAUAACCAGUCAACAAAUUCUGCACAACAACAAAAUCUACUCAUAUUUGAUACAGGUACAGAUUUACAAGCUGGUAUGCCUGGGAUAAUUGUACGUCCACCGAAAAUAACUCUACAAUUGUUAAUUAUGCGUUCACAUUCUCGUCAUCAGGCGAAAGGUCCAGUUCCCCUUGCACAACUCGUCCUUGUCGGCUAUGAUUGGGAGGCGAAUCAUGUUGUCAUUUAUCCAACAAGCAGUCAACAGCAAAGUGCUGGUGGCAAUAGUUGCACUGCUGGUAGUAGUAGUAGUAGCAGCAGUAACACUGGUGUUGGUGCUUCUGCUGCUGGGGUGGGUGCCACUACUGGUGCUACUUCAUCCAACAAUCAUCAUCUACGCGGUCAGUCGGAUACAGGCGGUAGUAGUCCAAGCCUACUUCGAUUAUUGCAUGAUACCGAUGUUGAAUCUAAGGCGAAUGCUAUGGCCUCAAGCAGUAGUGAUUCUGCGUUAGUUCAACUUGUCCUGCUCAUAACACAAACUGUCGCCGCAUCAUAUCCGAUCAGUUCAGCUGGUCCAACUGCUGGAGGCGGAGGCGGCCCACAAGCUUUAUAUGGUUAGAAUGAGGAAGGAAUGAAUGGAUGGAUAAAAGAAUGAAGGAAUCUAUGUAUGAAUUGGACUUUUCCAUAUAUGUCGAUCGACAUUUUUGUUGUUUUAUUUCU
Trichobilharzia szidati is the source of this 3962-nucleotide messenger RNA. The record is from the annotation of a GenBank genome assembly. NCBI's taxonomy places the organism in Eukaryota, Metazoa, Platyhelminthes, Trematoda, Strigeidida, Schistosomatidae.